Drosophila arizonae is the source of this 789-nucleotide messenger RNA. RefSeq names its product Ras GTPase activating protein 1 (gene RasGAP1). The record is from RefSeq and is a predicted model, not a curated record. NCBI's taxonomy places the organism in Eukaryota, Metazoa, Arthropoda, Insecta, Diptera, Drosophilidae. Gene Ontology annotation, biological process: regulation of GTPase activity; intracellular signal transduction.
CUGGUGCGCCUCUUCACGCACACGGAGCGUAUUGCGCCCAUUAUCAAGGCCUUGGCCGAUCAUGAAAUUUCGAAUCUGACCGAUCCCACGACCAUUUUCCGUGGMAACACACUCGUCUCCAAGAUGAUGGAUGAGGCCAUGAGGCUAUCGGGUCUUCACUAUCUACACCAGACGCUACGUCCGGUGCUGUCGCAAAUUGUGGCCGAGAAGAAACCAUGCGAAAUCGAUCCCAGUAAGGUGAAGGAUCGCUCGGCUGUUGACACCAAUCUGCACAAUCUCAAGGAUUAUGUGGAGCGUGUAUUCGAGGCUAUCACUAAGAGUGCAGAGCGUUGUCCCAAGGUCCUCUGUCAGAUCUUUCACGAUCUGCGCGAAUGCGCAGGCAAACAUUUCCCACGCAACCGCGAGGUGCGCUACUCGGUGGUCUCUGGCUUCAUAUUUCUAAGAUUCUUUGCGCCCGCCAUACUGGGUCCCAAGCUGUUUGACCUGACCACAGAGCGACUGGAUGCCCAAACAAAUCGCACGCUGACACUYAUCUCCAAGACGAUACAGUCGCUGGGCAAUUUGGUCAGUUCACGAUCGUCGCAGCAACCCUGCAAGGAGGAGUACACCGGGGAGCUGUACAAGAAGUUCUGCACAGAGAAGCACGUGGAUGCGGUCAAGCACUUUCUCGAGGUUAUCUCCACGCCAAACGCCUGUGACACGCCCAGCAAGCAGUUGCAAUCAAUGCCGCAGUUGCCAUUAGAACCAGUAUUACUAAAGGAGGGGUAAGUUUUAUCUGAAAUUGAUUAA